ACGUCUGUUUUUCUUACAAGCUUGUCAGCUCAACAGAAAGUCGGAUAGUGCGACGGAAAAGAUCAAAUGAGAUUCAAAACGCAAAACAAUACUUUGAUUUACCUUGCACAUUUCUUGCCUCCAAUCAGGGACUGGUUUAAGAGAAGAAGCCACUAAGGAGAUAAAGUCGAGUAUUGGAAAACGAUUGGGCCAGUUUUUAUUCCAAGAUGGCUGCCUCCAUUGUAACACAUGGGAUGAACAUGUGAGAGGUCUGGCGGUAUGAAGAAAUGUCUUGCAGAAUAAAGAACAAGAAAUUUGAUCUGUAAAUUUCACAUUUUUGUCUGGACAGUGCUCAACACCGGGACAGCCUAAAAGAUGCCACGUUAUGCACAACUGGUUGUGGGCCCUGCUGGUAGUGGAAAGUCUACUUACUGCAGCAAUAUGUUAAGGCAUUGUGAGAACAUCCGUCGUGCAGCACAUGUCGUAAAUCUGGAUCCCGCUGCCGAGUAUUUUGACUAUGAUCCCAUAGCAGAUAUUAAAGAACUGAUUGAAGUUGAUGAUGUCAUGGCAGAUGACGAGCUGAGGUUUGGACCAAAUGGUGGCUUGGUGUUUUGUAUGGAGUAUUUUGGGCAAAAUCUUGAUUGGCUGAAGGAGCAGUUAGGAGAUGUUGAGGAUGAUUACCUUAUUUUUGAUUGCCCAGGUCAGAUAGAAUUGUACACUCACAUACCGGUCAUGAAGCAGUUAGUGCAGACUCUACAGAGUUGGGAUUUUAGAAUCUGUGCUCUGUUUCUGAUUGACUCCCAGUUCAUGGUCGACACAAGCAAGUUUUUCUCUGGUAUUAUGGCUGCUCUUUCUACAAUGGUAAACCUUGAAAUUCCACACAUCAAUGUCAUGUCAAAGAUGGACCUACUUGAGAAGAAGGCAAAGAAAGAUAUUGAGAAAUUUCUGGAUCCGGACCCACAACUUCUGUUGGCAGAAACACAAAGUCUCACUCCCAAGUUCCAGAAGUUAAAUGCUGCCUUUGCUAACUUGAUUGAGGACUACAGUCUUGUUCGGUUCAUACCUCUGGAUCCCACUGAUGAGGAAUCCAUUGGUGAUCUUCUCAUCAGUAUUGACACCACAUUACAGUAUGAUGAAGACCAGGAUGUGCGGGUACCAAGAGACAUCAGUGAGGAGGAUUCCGAUAGAGGCCAUGGUUGUUCUGGCUUAGGGCUUGAAAAUGAUGACUGAGGACUGAUGAAAGGUUGCAAUGAGAGACAACUCAGUAGAGUGACACAGACUGUGAUUCAGUUUAUACUGGCUUAGGAGCAAAAAGAAAAGUAUGACUGAGGACUUAUGAAAGGCCUUCCACCUCCAUGAACAAGGUUCAAUUCCCUUCUAGGUCAACAUGUGGAUUGGGUUCUCAGUCUCUGAUUCUCGGACUUUUUGCAGAAUAAUUGUCCAGGGUCAUCCUCCCACCUCAGCAGCUCAACAUAUCUUCAUUGUCUUCCCCCAGGCCCAUCAGCAGAAAUGGUUAUAAUUGAUAGGACCUUACCCUGAUUAAAUAAAGAUUAAACAAAAUAACUUAAAACUGCUGUAAACUGAUUGCUGGUUACAGUGACCUAAAUUAUGGAAAAAGUAGGCCUUGACAUUUCCACCCUAGCAACAUCUUGCACAAAGGCAGGAAAGAAGAAAACAAAUGAUACUGCCAGGAUCGAAAUGUCAGGCCCACUUUCUUAGUUUCAAUAAAUAAAAUAAGAGCAUAGAGAGAAAUGAGAACAAAAACACAGUGUACCGUGUUAGAGCCUGGAAAUCACGCCAGUAUCUCUUGUUCAGAUUGCACAAUAAAUGAUUCUGACAAGAGUCAUACCAAAAUAGCACCUUUCAUUUUAUUGACAUCUCAUAAUAGAUGAUCAACACAAAUCUUUAAUAUGGUGAUUGGAUUCCUUUCUGGCUAGUAUCUCUUUAUAAUGUACGAAUACAUUCACCAUCCAUGUGAAAUCUACAUGUAUACCAAUGGGCCUUUAUCAACCCCUCUCAUUUUCAUAAUCCAAUAAGACAUUAGAAGUUGAUGUUACCUACUUGCUCCAUGCAGACGCAUACUGGCUUUAACAAAAUUUCGAUCUGUGAAAGUACAUGUAUAUAUUAAACAUUACUGUUAAUUAAAGUUUGCAAAAGUG
Acanthaster planci (crown-of-thorns starfish) is the source of this 2138-nucleotide messenger RNA. It is a transcript of the gene gpn3, whose product is annotated as GPN-loop GTPase 3. Gene Ontology annotation, molecular function: GTPase activity. The record is from RefSeq and is a predicted model, not a curated record. Lineage: Eukaryota; Metazoa; Echinodermata; Asteroidea; Valvatida; Acanthasteridae.